GUGUCCGGGUUCGGUGCUUGCAUAGAGUGAUGUUGAAUUUGAUACCAAUAUUGUUCCCGAUACCGGACCUGGAAAUGAGAAUUGUUUAAUAGUGGAACUAUUUACACAUUUAGUCGGAUAAUUUUAUAUUUUUAAUAUCAAUGUUUUAAACACUUUUAUUUACUUUGUGUUUUAAAAAUGUGACAAUUUGCUUUGAAGGCUGUUAGUUUUGUUCCGGAUGUUUAUCCAUUUAAGUAACCCCAGGAGUAUAUCUUAUCUUUUGUUAAUUAGUUUAUUUGAAUGUACAAUGAUUACGGUUUAUAAUUGGAUUCCUGUCGAGAUUGUUAGCAUUUAUACAUUUGCCUGUACUCAAUUUUAUUAACAAAAUAAUUGAAACGGUCCCUCUGAAUUCAUGAAUAAACGUACUUUUUGAACAUUUAAAGUUUUUGUUGACGUUUUGUCUGGGACAAUUACACUGAGAAGAGAAUCUUAAAAUAGUGAUGCCUGCUGCACUUGGACUCUUGGACUUGCAAGAAUGCAUCAAAGACUCGCCCACUUUCAGAAUUGCCCUUCAGGAAGUAGAAAAAGGGAUCGUAGAAGUGGAGUCUAAGCUGGAGAAGCUGGUAAACCUUUGUUCAGCAAUGGUUGAAACUGGGAAGGCUUAUAAUGCUGCCAGUAAGCUGUUUGCUGGGGGAGUUCAGGAGUUGACCCUCCACUGCGGAACAGUUGAUCUCAUCAAGAGCUCUCUGGAUCCGUUUGUGGAGGGCCUCCAUGAAAUAAUACAGUACCACAAUGUAAGUUAUGCUAUCUUUAAAUUCUUGCUGUUUUAA
Molecule: messenger RNA, 809 nt
Organism: Protopterus annectens (West African lungfish)
Lineage: Eukaryota; Metazoa; Chordata; Ceratodontiformes; Protopteridae
Product: arf-GAP with coiled-coil, ANK repeat and PH domain-containing protein 3-like
Exons: 4
Coding region: 480-809 (109 amino acids)
Cellular component (GO): cytoplasm
Molecular function (GO): protein binding
Source: RefSeq, a predicted model, not a curated record